Molecule: messenger RNA, 4296 nt
Organism: Saccoglossus kowalevskii
Lineage: Eukaryota; Metazoa; Hemichordata; Enteropneusta; Harrimaniidae
Product: NACHT domain- and WD repeat-containing protein 1-like
Molecular function (GO): protein binding
Source: RefSeq, a predicted model, not a curated record
AUGGCAGCCCGGCGAGAGGAUGACAUUCGGAAACAGCUCCUUGAAGGCUGGAUAUUUGAUCUUCCCCCAGAACCUUCUAAUAUUGUGCGAAUCUAUCUGAGUUCUACUUUUGAAGACUAUGUAGCAGAGCGAAAUAUCCUUUUAGAAGAUGCAUAUCCUGUACUGUUGCAGUGGUGUCAGAGACGCGGGUUGGAUUUUCAAGUUGUUGAUAUGAGAUGGGGCAUACCCAGAGAGACAACUAUAGAUCAUAAUACUGUUGCAAUUUGUCAACGAGAGAUUCAAACUUGUCAACAAAUGUCGGCUGGUCCUAACUUUGUGUGCUUGGUUGGGCAGCGGUACGGUUACAGACCACUUCCAACUGAGAUUAUUGAGCAAGAAUUUGACAAUCUUCAAAAAUGUGUAUAUAAACAUGAUGAUAAAAAACUGUUAUCUGAGUGGUAUAGGAAAGAUAAAAAUGCCAUCCCUCCUAAGUACUUACUUCAACCAAUCACAAUCAAGUAUGAUCAUUACUAUGACAAUGACCAGGGAAAUCAAAUUUUGAAAGAAAAAGAUCACAAUGCGUGGUUGGAAACAAGUAAAACAUUGAAAAAUAUUCUCAAGAAAUCUGCCAGUCUUGCAAUGGAGGAGGGAAUCAUCGACGAAGACACUAAACACAAGUAUUAUAUGUCUGUUACAGAACUGGAAAUUCGAGCGGCAACCAGUAUUCCUGACAUCAAUCAGCAUUGCAUCUGCUUCAUGAGAAAAUUAGACAAAAUCAAAGAAGACAGCGAGAUGGCAGAGCGUUAUAUGGAUGUAGAGGAAAACCAUAACAAGGAUGAAGAAUCUAGAACAUUACUGGAGAAUGUAAAGAACCAGUAUAUUCCGUCACGAUUUACAGGGACUAGACACUGUUAUAAUGUAGAAUGGCAGACAAUACGCUACCACAAGCCUCUGGUGAUCUUUGGAGUUUCUGGCAUUGGCAAAACUUCUGUGAUGUCCAAACUAGUAAUGGAUUCACGCAGUCAAUUUGGAAACAACUGCGUGACUGUGUUUCGUUUUCUUGGUAUCUCAACUGACAGCUCAUCCAUUAUGCAGCAUGCAUCAGAUGAUCCACGUGGACGACCAUUAGUUAUAAUGCUUGACUCGCUAGACCAACUAUCUGAGAGUCAUUCAUCGUUCAGUUGCCAUUGGCUACCAAAAACAUGUCCUCCUAAUGUUACUAUUGUUGUCUCUGUUCUGCCGAAUGUUAACAACAUCUUGGAGCAUUUAGUUCAAAGCAUGCCAGAUGAUACCAAUUACUUCCCUGUGAAAUCCCUGGACGAAGAGUCAGGAAAUGAGAUAUUUGAGACCUGGAUGAGUAGAAUCAGUAGAAAAGUCACUCGCAAACAAAAGCAAUUCUUCAAGAAAGGCGACACUAUAAGAAGUGCUAUUGCUAAGUUAUAUGAAAGAUUGGAGAUAGAACAUGGCCAUUUGCUGGUGUCACAUGCACUAGCAUACAUAACAGGUGCCAGACAUGGUUUGACAGAAGCAGAGUUGGAAGAUAUUCUAAGCAUAGAUGAUGAAGUAUUGGAUGAUGUUUACCAACACUGGUCACCACCAAAUCCACAUGUUGUACGUAUUCCACCAAUAUUACUGGCAAGACUUAAAUAUGAUUUACAGGAGUACCUUGUCAAUAGGCAUUCUGAUGGAAAAACUGUAAUGGUUCUCUACCACAGACAAUUCAUUGAGACUGCUCGUAAUAAAUAUUUGCAUAGUGAUGGGAAACAAGACAGACAUCAAGUUAUGGCAGAAUUCUUCCUUGGAAAAUGGAGCAAUGGAACAAGAAAGAGGAAAGAGACGUUAAAUGCCGACAGGAAAGUGUCAUCACAACCACUGAGAUUUCACAGAGUCUAUAAUUUGAGGAAAUUACAAGAGUUACCCUAUCAUCUCUUAUAUGCUGGUAAUGAUGAUGAAUUGAUUGAGCAUACCAUUGGAAAUUUUGAUUUUGUAAAUGCCGUGGUUUGUGGUACUUCUGUCCAGAGUAUGCUUGAACAUUUAGAUCUUAUUGUGAAGAAUAAAAAUGGAAGUGAACUGUAUGAAGAAGUUGAUCUUAUCAGAGGAGCUCUCAGACUUGCUAAGUCCACACUAGAAUUUACUGGAGGUAACAAGUAUUCUAGAUCUUUGGCAGUAGAGAUGCUUGGACGUCUUCUCCAUUUAAAAGACAAGUAUCCACGAUGUAUUGGAAGACUGGUGCGUGGAGCUCAAAACUGGGCUGAUAGAUUAAAACACUCUAUUCUGAUUCCACAGCGUGGGUGUUUCCCAUUGCCUGGUGGUCAUCUGAGAACCACUCUAAUUGGACAUCAAGGUGAAAUACUUGAUAUAGCAGUGAACCAGAGUCGAAUGUUACUGGUAACAGCAUCUUGUGAUUGCACUCUCAAGAUAUGGGAUUUAGAGACAGCAGAAGUUGUACACACACUCAAUACACAUUCAGAGGCAGUAUACUGUGUUGCCAUUAGUGGUGAUGGUAAAUGGUUGGUAUCAGGUUCUAGCAAUGACACAUUAAUUAUAUGGAAUCUACUUACUGGUGAACUUGUACAUAAACUACCAGAGAAUCAUCGUAAUUAUUACUUGUAUGCUCCACUCACAACGACACACUACAGUUGUAUGGUAGUGUCUGUGGAUGCUGUUGCAAUUUGUGUGUAUGAUAUGGUAAAUGGAAGGAGAAUACACACACUGUCUGGGCAUACAGAGGCUGUAUCCCACUUGAAAAUUACACCUGAUGACUUGUCUAUUGUUAGUACAUCGGACGACUCUACUGUCAAGAUAUGGUGUGUGAAUUCUGGACAGUUAUUACAUGAUAUACAAGAACACAAUGACUAUAUAUCAUGUCUUGCUGUCUCACAGAAAUACACAGUCAGUUGUGAUGCUAUGGUAUCAGACCAGUCUAUUAUUGUUAUAUUCCAGAAAGUAAUUGACACUACCAAUGGUAAGAUUGUUCAUAGUCUACAACAUGAGAAGUACCAAGUGACAUCUGUAUGUAUAAGUCCUGAUGAGAGUUAUUUGACAACUGGAUGUGGAUAUCAUCUGUUAAUAUGGAACUUAGGGAAUGGACAACUUUUACACAAAUGUUCAGGUCAUGAUAGUGUCAUUGAUUGUAUAUGUAUCACAAUGGAUAAUAAGUAUAUAGUAAGUGGAGCCAGGGAUGGCAUCAUGGUUGUGUGGGAACUAGAGACUGGUCAGUUGGUACAUACACUAGAAGGACAGCAAGCUAUUAUAUCACAUCUAGCAUUGGUUGAGUAUAUGGUGGUAUCAGCUUCUUUGAAAUCACAAUACAUCAAAUUAUGGAAUAUCUCACCGGAACAAGCUAAUGAAAAACAUAUGUAUUCAGAUAAAUCCGGUAUUGUUGCCUUGACAACCAAUUGUCAGUAUGUGGUGCAUGUAGCCAAUAAUGGUACUGAUGUAAAAGCUUGGGAUGUGGGAGAUGGAAAGGAUGCAAACACACUCACUGGACACAUAGACAAUAUUAGUUGCUUAGCAACAACAAGCGAUGACCAGUAUUGUGUAAGCGGCAGUCAAGACAAGACAGCUAGACUGUGGCAUGUGAAAAGUGGAGAGUGCAUGUACACGUUUCAAGGUCACCCAGCUGCAGUGAAGUAUCUGAGCAUCAAUUACAUGAAUAGCCAUUUUGUGUGUGCUUCAGCUGACAACACAUUAACUCUGUGGGACAUGACUGCAAAGACUCGAGACCACUCUACAGUGGCUAUCAAACAUAUUACAUGUAUCGCUGUCACUAACAAAAACGUCAUCUUCUAUGGCACCAAUUGUAGUAUGAUAUGUGUGUAUUAUCCUAAGACAGCCAACACACAAACUCUGAAAGGUCAUAAAUCCUCCAUACAGUGUGUGGUACUUAGUAAUGACAGUCAGCUUAUGGCAUCCGUAGCCAAGGAUAUGUAUAUUAUGAUAUGGAAUGUAGAGAGAAGAAAAAAGCUUCAUAUGUUACACAUGAAAGGAGCUGAAUUCAACAGAGAUGUCAGACAUUUAGCAUUCUCGGACGAUAACAGUUUUCUUGCAAGUGCUGCUACUGACAAGGCUAUACACCUUUGGAAGACAGAAGAUGGACGUCAUAUUACAUCACAGUAUGUUUAUUCUAAUGUGACAACCAUGAAAAUAAAGUACAAUCACAUCAUUGGAGGAACAUGUAACGGUCAACUUGUAAUGCUGAAUAUUCACUACGUUCAACAUGAAAGCGAUGACAUGUCAGAAGUUGAUCUUUCUGAAUUUGGAAGCAGUGUGUUCCGCGGAUCUGGUCAGAGAUCAGUUUGCUGCAGUAUAAUGUAG